GGUGGAGGUUUGCCCGACUAUUGACGUCUUCUUGUUGGGUGGAAGUGGAGACUCCAGGAUGGAGAGGGAGAGAGCCUCCUUCAUAGGUAGAGGCCGUGGGAUGGAGGGAAGAAGGUUUCUUAGGGCAUCGGUGCCAGGAGAGGUGUGGGCGUGCUUGUGGAUAAACUUCCUGUUGGAAGGACUGAACUUUGAGCUGAUGGUGGCCUGGUCCCCUGGCUGGAUUACCUUCCUGCCCCACACCUUGUUUACUCUGGCCCAUCUCCACCACCCAGUCUAGGGCAGAGGGCCUGAACGAUCCCUAUCCCAAGGACCUGACACCCUCUUCCCGAGACCUAACGUUGGUCCUGGAACAUUAUAGCUGCUUAAUAAUCGAUUGACUGAGAAGGGCAGAGAAGAGUCAGAAAGGGCAUCAAUGGCAUGGAAUUGUGCUUUGGAGGAAGGCCAGCGGCCUCACACUUGUGUUCUGCUACUUUUUCACCCAGUCAGUCUCCAUUUCUUGAGUGCCUACUGUGUGCCGUACAUAGUUAGGCUUAGGUGGAAGCUAGUGCUGUCCCUUGUUGCCUCCCCUUGCAAGUCCUGCCUCCCCGACCUUGGUACCGUGCCUCCUCCAGGCCCCAGCCGCUCACCUUCAAAGGCUUCAGUUACAGUUUUCCUGGGGCAUCUCUCGGUAGCCUCUCGCCUCCGGUCACCUCUGCCUGGCCACACUCUGGCUGUCAGUGCUGCUGGCCUUGGUCCAGGGACUGGCAUGUGGGACAGCCCGUCCCACAGGUCCCUCCCGGGGAGUUCUGGGUGGAGCAGCCGGGAGGCCGGGACCUGAGAGAAACCUCCCUGCUGAGGGGUGGAGUGCUGGCUCUGUUUGCCUAGUGUCAGGAAGACUAAAGGCUUCCUAGCCGUGCUGGGUCACUGACUCGGAGGGCAAUGCGGGGUGGGCUUUUUGGAGUGCGGGAGGCUGUUCCUCUGCCUCUUGGAGUCCGGGGCUGUCUGCAGCCAGACGCAGUCCAUCUGGAGCAGGCAGAGCCGAGAGGCAGGAACCAACCGAGGCCUCCAACGGAUCUGCUUUCCUGACCUGCUGGCCAGAUUCCAAGCUGCUGGCAGUUAGAUCCUGAGCCCCCCCACCCCCCCGGACUCUUGGGGUGCUUUGGUCUCCCCAGGGAAGGGAGUGGUCACCGGGGUGUGUGUCGCGCUGGGGAGCAGGGGCCCGGUGCUGAGCAUCUGUAAGCCUCUGGGGGUCCACCUCUCACCCCCAAGACACCGACCAUGUUUAACUUGAUGAAGAAAGACAGAGAUGGGAGCCGGAAGGAGAAGAAGGAGAAGAAGGAGAAGAAGGAGCGGAUGUCGGCAGCCGAGCUGCGGAGCCUGGAGGAGAUGAGUCUCAGACGUGGCUUCUUUAACUUGAACCGCUCCUCCAAGAGGGAGUCCAAGACAAGGCUGGAGAUCUCCAACCCCAUCCCCAUCAAGGUGGCCAGUGGCUCGGACCUGCACUUGACCGACAUCGAUUCCGACAGUAACCGGGGCAGCGUCAUCCUCGACUCGGGCCACCUGAGCACCGCCAGCUCAAGCGAUGACCUCAAGGGCGACGAGGGCGGCCGGCCCUCGGUGCUGCAGCGGGCCGCCAAGUUCGGCUCCCUGGCCAAGCAGAACUCACAGAUGAUCGUCAAGCGCUUUUCCUUCUCCCAGCGCAGCCGCGAUGGCAGCGCCUCGGAGACCUCCACGCCCUCGGAGCACUCGGCUGCCCCCUCGCCUCAGGUGGAGGUCCGGACGCUCGAGGGCCAGCUGGCACGUCAGGCCGGCCCCGGCGCCUCCUGGCCCGGCUUCAAGACCCGGGGCCCCGAGCUGGUGAGCAAACGGUUCGCUGCUGACCUGCGGCUGCCCGCCGUGGCGCCCCUUCUACCUCCCCCGCCCCGGGAGCUGGAGCUUCAGAGGCGCCCCACUGGGGACUUUGGCUUCUCCCUCCGGCGAACGACCGUGCUGGACCGGGCGCCUGAGGGGCAGGCCUACCGGCGGGUGGUGCACUUUGCUGAGCCCGGGGCGGGCACCAAGGACCUGGCCCUGGGGCUGGUGCCCGGGGACCGGCUGGUGGAGAUCAACGGGCAGAACGUGGAGAACAAGUCGCGGGACGAGAUUGUGGAGAUGAUCCGGCAGUCUGGAGACCAUGUCCGGCUCAAGGUUCAGCCCAUCCCGGAGCUGAGCGAGCUGAGCCACAGCUGGCUGAGGGGCAGCCUGGGACAGCAGAGGGAACCCACUGACGUUAAAGAUGAGGACAAGAUUAUUCUAAAGGCGAGUCCUCUUGGAAAAGAAGAGAGGACUUUAGAGGGUACCACGAAGGACAGAGCCUCCCCACUCAGGAGCCCAGUGCCCGAGGAGACCUGCCAGAGACCCAGUAGCCCUGCCAGUGUAUUGAAUGGUGACACCUCUGUGCCUUCCAUGAAUGGCCUGGGGACCACCUCGCCUGAGCCCCAAGUGGAGGAGUCUCAGGGAGUCUCCUGCAAACGGGUGGCAAAAGCUGUGAGAAAGGUGGUGAACAAGGUGCUCCCUGGGGAGGAGCCUGGAGCUGCCAAGGAGCCUCCAGCCAAAAGUGUCAAGCCUCCUGAACUCCCUGCCUAUGGCAAAAAGGGGGGCAAGGUCCCUCAGGUCCCUCCCGCCCCCCCGCCUCCUCCCCUCCACUCAAAGCCUGAAGCCAAGAAGGAGCCGGCCAAGGAUGAGAUCUCCGUGGGCCUUCGGAGCCUGAUGUCUCGGGGCAAGGGCAAAGAACAUAAGCCACGGAAUCGGCCAGCCUCAGAGAAGGCGGGGGAGAAGUCCACGGCCCAGAAAGGGGAUCCAGCCAAGAAGCCAGACUCCCCAGCAGAGCCCGGCUCUGUGAAAAAGCCGUGCUCCCCAACUCCGCCAAAGGAGGAACCAGAUAAGGUCCCGGAUGUUGUCCCCAACCCUGACCGCACUCCAGCUGAACUUCCCCAGGUGCCAGCCCCUGGCGUCCAGCAGGAAGAACUGCCCGGGCCGCCAGCCCCCAGCGUUCAGCAGGAAGAACUGCCCGGGCCGCCAGCCCCCAGCGUCCAGCAGGAGGCAGGACCCGCCUCGGAAGCCCGGCCCACCCCCGGAGAGGAGGCUCACGAGCGACUCGAGAGGAUCUUCAUGGCUUCUCUGGACCCUGAGGCCGUCUCCGCUGCCCAGAACCAGGCCAAGACAGAGGAGCAGAUUGCCGCUGAGGAAGCCUGGCACGAGACGGAGAAGGUUUGGCUGGUCCAUCAAGAUGGCUUCUCUCUUGCCAGCCAACUGAAGUCAGAGGAGUUAAGUCUACCCGAAGGCAAGGUCCGAGUGAAACUGGAUCAUGACGGAACCAUACUGGACGUGGAUGAGGACGAUGUGGAGAAGGCCAACGCCCCAUCCUGUGACCGACUGGAAGACCUGGCCUCCCUGGUGUACCUCAAUGAGUCAAGCGUCUUGCAUACCCUUCGCCAGCGCUAUGGGGCCAGCCUGCUGCACACCUAUGCCGGCCCCAGCUUGCUCAUCCUCAGCCCCCGAGGGGCCCCCGCCAUGUACUCGGAGAAGGUGAUGCACAUGUUCAAAGGAUGCCGGCGGGAAGAGAUGGCGCCCCAUAUCUACACCGUGGCUCAGACGGCCUACCGUGCCAUGCUGAUGAAUCGCCAGGACCAGUCCAUUGUCCUGUUGGGCAGCAGUGGCAGCGGCAAGACCGCCAGCUGCCAGCACCUGGUGCAGUACCUGGCUACCAUCGCGGGCACCAGUGGGAACAAGGUGUUCUCUGUGGAGAAGUGGCAGGCUCUGUACACCGUCCUGGAGGCCUUUGGGAACAGCCCCACCAUCAUGAAUGGCAACGCUACCCGCUUCUCUCAGAUCCUCUCGUUGGACUUUGACCAAGCUGGCCAGGUGUCCUCAGCCUCUGUUCAGACUAUGCUGCUUGAGAAGCUCCGAGUCGCCCGGCGCCCAUCCAGUGAAGCUACCUUCAAUGUCUUCUACUACUUGUUGGCCUGUGGAGAUAGCACCCUUAGGACAGAGCUGCACUUCAACCAUCUGGCAGAAAACAACAUUUUUGGGAUUGUGCCCUUAUCCAAGCCCGAAGAGAAGCAGAAGGCGGCCCAGCAGUUCAGUAAGCUGCAGGCUGCCAUGAAGGUCCUGGGCAUUUCCCCCGACGAGCAGAAGGCCUGUUGGUUCAUCCUGGCUGCCAUCUACCACCUGGGGGCUGCAGGUGCCACCAAAGAAGCCGCUGAAGCUGGACGCAAGCAGUUUGCCCGCCAUGAGUGGGCACAGAAGGCGGCCUAUCUGCUGGGCUGUAGUCUGGAAGAGCUCUCCUCUGCCAUCUUCAAGCAUCAGCCCAAAGGUUCCCUCCAGCGCUCCACCUCCUUCCGCCAGGGCCCCGAGGAGAACAGCUCAGGAGACGCCACAGGCCCCAAGCUGAGCGCCCUCGAGUGUGUGGAAGGCAUGGCCUCGGGCCUGUACUCGGAGCUCUUCACGCUGCUGGUCUCCUUGGUGAACAGGGCCCUCAAGUCCAGCCAGAAUUCCCUCUGCUCCAUGAUGAUCGUGGACACUCCUGGCUUCCAGAACCCGGAGCUGGGGGGCUCGGCGCGAGGGGCCUCCUUCGAAGAGCUGUGCCACAACUACACCCAGGACCGGCUGCAGGCCCUCUUCCACGAGAGGACCUUUGUGCAGGAGCUGGAGAGAUACAAGGAGGAGAACGUCGAGUUGGCAUUCGAUGACCUGGAGCCGGCUGGGGUUGACUCUGUAGCUGUCGUGGACCAAGCCUCCCACCAAGCCCUGGUGCGUUCCCUGGCCCGGCCAGAGGAGUCUCGGGGCCUUCUGUGGCUGCUGGAAGAGGAGGCAGUCGUGCCAGGCGGUACCGAUGAGGCUCUGGUAGAGCGACUUUUCUCCUACUACGGCCCCCAGGAGGGAGACAAGAAAGGACAGAGCCCCCUCCUCCGCAGCAGCAAACCUCACCACUUCCUCCUGGGCCACAGCCACAACACCAACUGGGUGGAGUACAAUGUGGAGGGCUGGCGGAACUACGCCAAGCAGAACCCAGCCAUGCAGAAUGCCCCCCGGCUCCUGCAGGACUCUCAGAAGAAGAUCAUCAGUAACCUGUUUGCGGGCCGGGCCGGGAGUGCCAUGGUGCUCUCGGGCUCCAUUGCGGGGCUGGAAGGGGGCUCGCAGCUGGCACUGCGCCGGGCCACCAGCAUGCGCAAGACAUUCACCACCGGUGUGGCCGCCGUCAAGAAGAAGUCUCUCUGUAUCCAGAUCAAGCUGCAGGUGGAUGCCCUCAUCGACACCAUCAGGAAAUCAAAGGUGCACUUUGUUCACUGCUUGCUGCCCGUGGCCGAGGGCUGGGUGGGCGAGCCACGCUCGGCCUCUUCCCGUCGGGUCAGCAGCAGCAGUGAGCUGGACCUGCCUCCCGGGGAGCACUGCGAGGCCGGCCUCCUGCCGCUGGACAUAGCCCUGCUGCGGUCCCAGAUCCGGGGCUCUCGUCUGCUGGACGCCCUUCGCAUGUAUCGCCAAGGUUACCCCGACCACAUGGUGUUCUCGGAGUUCCGGCGCCGCUUCGACAUCUUGGCGCCCCACCUCACCAAGAAGCACGGGCGCAACUACAUCGUGGUAGACGAGAAAAGGGCAGUGGAGGAAUUGUUGGAAUCCUUGGACCUGGAGAAGAGCAGCUGCUACAUGGGCCUGAGUCGGGUAAGUGGAUGCGGGCAGAGAAUUCGGACCCAGCGCCUCGGAUCCUUCCCGGCCGUGGGCCCGACCCGCGUGCUGAGAGAGCUCCUGUACUUGCAGAUCCAGGACCUGGCCAUUCGCUGUGUGCAGAAGAACAUCAAAAAGAACAAGGGGGUGAAGGACUGGCCCUGGUGGAGGCUGUUCACGGCCGUGCGGCCUCUGGUGGAGGUGCAGCUGUCCGAGGAGCAGAUACGCGGCAAGGACGAGGAAAUUCAGCAGCUUCGCAGCAAGCUCGAGAAGGUGGAAAAGGAACGGAACGAGCUUCGGCUCAACAGUGACCGGCUGGAGACCCGAAUCUCAGAGCUGACGUCGGAGUUGGCAGAUGAGCGGAACACCGGGGAGUCGGCCUCCCAGCUCCUGGAUGCCGAGGCGGCUGAGAGGCUCCGGGCGGAGAAGGAGAUGAAGGAGCUGCAGACCCAGUAUGACGCCCUGAAGAAGCAAAUGGAGGCCAUGGAGAUCGAGGUGAUGGAGGCGAGGCUGAUCCGGGCUACAGAGCUCAAUGGGGAGAUGGAUGAUGACGAUGCGGGUGGGGAGUGGCGCCUCAAGUACGAGCGGGCCGUGCGCGAGGUAGACUUCACCAAGAAGCGGCUGCAGCAGGAGUUUGAAGACAAGCUGGAAGUGGAGCAGCAGAGCAAGAGGCAGCUGGAGAGGAAGCUGGUAGACCUGCAGGCCGAUAGCGAUGAGAGCCAGCGGACCCACCAGCAGCUCAAGAAGAAGUGUCAGCGGCUCACGGCGGAGCUGCAGGACACCCGGCUUCACCUGGAGGGCCAGCAGGUCCGCAACCAUGAGCUAGAGAAGAAACAGAGGAGGUUCGACAGCGAGCUUUCCCAAGCCCACGAGGAGACCCAGCGGGAGAAGCUGCAGCGGGAGAAGCUGCACCGGGAGAAGGACGCCCUCCUGGCCGAAGUCUUCAGCCUGAAGCAGCAGAUGGAGGAAAAAGACAUGGACAUCGCAGGCUUCACACAGAAGGUGGUCUCCCUGGAGGCGGAGCUCCAGGACAUCUCUUCUCAGGAAUCCAAGGACGAAGCCUCUCUGGCCAAGAUCAAGAAGCAGCUGCGCGACCUGGAAGCCAAGACCAAGGACCAGGAAGAGGAGCUGGACGAGCAGGCGGGGACCAUCCAGAUGCUGGAGCAGGCCAAGCUUCGACUGGAGAUGGAGAUGGAGCGGGCCAGACAGACACACUCGAAGGAGAUCGAGGGCCGAGAUGAGGAGGUUGAAGAGGUCCGCCAGUCGUGCCAGAAGAAGUUGAAGCAGAUGGAAGCUCAGCUGGAGGAGGAAUAUGAAGACAAGCAGAAGGUUCUACGGGAGAAGAGGGAGCUGGAGAGCAAGCUCACUGCCCUCAGUGACCAGGUGAACCAGCGAGACUUGGAGUCUGAAAAGCGCUUGCGGAAGGACCUGAAGCGGACCAAGGCCCUGCUGGCAGACGCCCAGAUCAUGCUGGACCACCUGAAGAACAGCGCACCCAGCAAGAGGGAAAUUGCCCAGCUCAAGAAUCAGCUGGAAGAGUCAGAGUUCACCUGUGCAGCGGCUGUGAAGGCGAGAAAGGCGAUGGAGGUGGAGAUUGAAGACCUUCAUCUCCAGAUCGAUGACAUCUCCAAAGCCAAGACCGGGCUAGAGGAGCAGGUGAGCCGCCUUCAGCGAGAGAAGAAUGAGAUCCAGAGCCGGCUGGAGGAGGACCAGGAGGACUUGAACGAGCUCAUGAAGAAGCACAAGGCUGCUGUAGCCCAGGCUUCCCGGGACCUGGCCCAAAUGAAUGACCUCCAGAUUCAGCUGGAAGAGGCCAAUAAGGAGAAGCAGGAGCUUCAGGAGAAGAUGCAGGCUCUCCAGAGCCAAGUGGAGUUUCUGGAGCAGUCCAUGGUGGACAAGUCGCUGGUGAGCCGACAGGAAGCCAAGAUCCGGGAGCUGGAGACGCGCCUGGAGUUUGAGAAGACCCAAGUCAAGCGUUUGGAGAACUUGGCGGGCCGGUUGAAGGAGAACAUGGAGAAGCUGACAGAAGAACGCGAUCAGCGCAGUGCUGCGGAGGGCCGGGAGAAGGAGCAAAACAAGCGCCUGCAGCGGCAGCUCCGCGACACUAAGGAGGAAAUGGGAGAGUUGGCCAAAAAGGAGGCCGAGGCCAGCCGCAAGAAGCACGAGCUGGAGAUGGACCUGGAGAGCUUAGAAGCGGCAAACCAGAGCCUGCAGGCGGACCUGAAGCUGGCCUUCAAGCGCAUCGGGGACCUGCAGGCGGCCAUCGAGGACGAAAUGGAAAGUGAUGACAAUGAGGACCUCAUUAACAGUGAGGGCGACUCCGACGUAGAUUCCGAGCUGGAAGACCGGGUCGACGGCGUCAAGUCUUGGUUGUCAAAAAACAAGGGUCCUUCCAAGGCUGCUUCAGAUGAUGGAAGCCUCAAGAGCUCCAGCCCUUCCAGCUACCAGAAGUCCCUUGCCCUCGACCGAUCAGACGAUGAGCAUGACCCCCUGGACCACGCCGGCCGAUCCCGAUACUCUCACAGCUACCUGAGCGACAGCGACACGGAGGCCAAGCUGGGGGACUCCAGUGCGUAGCCCGUGACAUUUGCUCCGAUGUCCCUCUCCCAGCGUGGCUUGCUACAGUCAAACGCCUCUCCCAAAGGAUGCUGGGGCUCACGCCUCCCCGCCCCUCAAUCUGCACCAUCAUUUUGCAUGGGAAAGACCUAUUCCAGCCCCUUCUGGGGGGGGGGGGAGACACUCCGGAACAUGGUGGCUCUUUACCCCUGCCACGGAGAGACGGCAAGAGGAGAAGAAUGUCCGGAGAAAAACUCAGAAUCCUUUCCUGCCUCCUUCAGAGUGAAUCGACAGCAUGGCUCGGACAUUCCCCUUGGGCUGGGCGGGAGCAGCCUUUCAGCCCUCGGGUGCGGGGAGCCAUGCUGGGAUCGGACUUCUCCACUGGGACGUUCUUCAGUCGCUUUGUCCCCUGGAGGGAGCAGCCCCAGAUCCUUCCCUCUGGGGGGGAGGGCUUUCUCUUCUCAGUGCCUGCUGUCUUUUUUAUGUUAUAAUUUAAAUACCCUCCCAAGGCCAAGUCCCCAGGAAGGGGGAAGGAAGAAAGAGGCUUCAGUGAGGGAAGGGGGAGAGAGGUGUCGGGGGGGAGCCAGACCCCCAGCUUUGCCCUUCAGUUGAGCCAAAGACAAAAGUCCUUGUUUGCCCAACUGAAGAGGAGGGAGCCAGAUUGAGAGAGUGAAUAAGGUGGGCUCAGAGGGUUCCACGGGCCUGUGAGACAAGCUUAGACAGAUGUGCUUAUUCGACCCCCACAAAUGCACAGUGUGGUAAGUGUGGAUACAGGCUUGGGGCUUGGUCAAACCACCCCUCCCCUUGUUCCUGUGUCCCAGUAAACUGUCAUAA
Molecule: messenger RNA, 9072 nt
Organism: Sarcophilus harrisii (Tasmanian devil)
Lineage: Eukaryota; Metazoa; Chordata; Mammalia; Dasyuromorphia; Dasyuridae
Gene: MYO18A
Product: myosin XVIIIA
Exons: 44
Coding region: 1258-8259 (2333 amino acids)
Cellular component (GO): myosin complex
Molecular function (GO): cytoskeletal motor activity; ATP binding; protein binding
Source: RefSeq, a predicted model, not a curated record